Molecule: messenger RNA, 2044 nt
Organism: Stegastes partitus (bicolor damselfish)
Lineage: Eukaryota; Metazoa; Chordata; Actinopteri; Pomacentridae
Gene: aldh8a1
Product: aldehyde dehydrogenase 8 family, member A1
Exons: 7
Coding region: 1-1461 (486 amino acids)
Biological process (GO): retinoic acid metabolic process
Molecular function (GO): retinal dehydrogenase (NAD+) activity
Source: RefSeq, a predicted model, not a curated record
AUGUCUAAAAGUUCUGUUCUGGUUCUGGAGAACUUCAUCGGAGGGAAGUUCGUGUCCUGCCAGAGACAUGUGGACUCGUACGACCCGUCCACCGGAGAGGUGUACUGCCAGGUCCCAGACAGCGGGCCGGAGGAGGUGGACGCCGCCGUGGCAGCAGCCAAACAGGCCUUUCCUGAUUGGUCGAGUCGCAGCCCCGAGCAGAGGGCGCAGGUCCUCAACAAGCUGGCCGACCUGAUGGAGCAGAACCUGGAGAAGCUGGCCCAAGCCGAGUCCAGGGACCAAGGUAAAACCGUGACCUUCGCACGGACCGUCGACAUCCCUCGCUCCGUCCACAACUUCCGCUUCUUUGCGUCGUCGGUGUUCCACCAUCUGAGCGACUGCAGCCUGAUGGACCACCUGAGCUGCCUGAACUACACCCAGCGCUGCCCGGUGGGCGUCGCCGGCCUGAUCAGCCCCUGGAACCUGCCCCUCUACCUGCUCACCUGGAAGGUGGCGCCGGCCAUCGCCGCAGGCAACACGGUGGUGGCCAAGCCCAGCGAGAUGACCUCGGUGACGGCCUGGAUGCUGUGCCAGCUGAUGCAGGAGGCCGGUGUUCCCCCAGGUGUGGUCAACAUGGUGUUCGGUACCGGACCCAGAGCCGGCGACGCCCUGGUCGGCCACCCAGACGUCCCGUUGAUCUCCUUCACCGGCUCCACGGCGACCGCCCAGCGAAUCACGGAGCGCAGCGCCCCCUACUGCAAGAAGCUGAGCCUGGAGCUGGGUGGGAAGAACCCGGCCGUCAUCUUCGCUGAUGCAGAUCUGGAGCGAUGCAUCGAGACCACGGUCCGGUCCAGUUUCUCCAACCAGGGAGAAAUCUGUCUGUGCACCAGCAGGAUCUACGUAGAGCGAAGCAUUUACUCUGAGUUCCUGCACAAGUUUGUUUCUGCAGCUAAGAGGUGGAAGACCGGCGCUCCGUCAGACCCGAGCAACAACAACGGAGCCCUGAUCAGUAAAGAGCACCUGGAGAAGGUUCGCAGCUUCGUGGCUCUCGCUAAGUCCGAGGGCGCCGUGAUCCACUGUGGCGAAGGCGUGGACCCGCUGGUUCUGCCGGAGCCCAACCGGUCCGGCUACUUCAUGCCGGCCACGGUGAUCUCCGGCGUGUCCGACACCUCCAGGGUCAUGCAGGAGGAGAUCUUCGGCCCGGUCACCUGCAUCAGCCCCUUCGACUCUGAGGACGAGGCCGUCUCCAGGGCCAACGGCGUCCGCUACGGCCUGUCGGCCACCGUCUGGUCCACCGACGUGGGGAAGGUCCACCGGGUCGCCCAGAGGAUCCAGGCCGGGCUGGUGUGGACCAACUGCUGGCUGGUCAGGGAUCUGAACCUGCCCUUCGGAGGCAUGAAGAACUCUGGAGUCGGCCGGGAAGGAGGGAAGGACUCCUUCAACUUCUUCACCGAGGUCAAGACCAUCGCCAUCAAACACUGAGACGACGGAGGAGCUUCAGAACCGAAGCAACCGUCAGCGAUCAGAACACGAGAUCCAAACGUCCUGAGACCGAACCAACAACCAGAACAACUGAUCUAAGUGUCACCUCAGUGUCUCCUGGAAACAUGUCGGCUCCGUCUGGGCUCAACCUGCUGGACGAGUCCAGGCUGACAAACUGGUUCAGAAUCACUCAAACUUCACCAAAAAAUGAUCUGAAACUUUUCCAAGAUGUUCUAGAUUUUGUCUAACUUGACAAAAAUGACUUAAAAUUUGCACAAAACAACUCUGAGCUCAUUUAGGACGACGUGAAACUUCCCCUAAAAUGUGUCUAAAUGAAGAGAAGGUCUAAAUGACCAAAGCUCGGCUCAGUCCGACGGUCUCAGGACGUCUCUCAUGUUGGUUCUCUGCUGAACAUGUAGCUCCAUCACUGAGCACUGAGCCUACACACCUGACAGGUAAAUCACAUCAGAUCCAGUUUGUUCAUAAAGAUCAUUUAGAUUUGACAACAAAACCCAGAAAACAGGACGAACACUCAAAAAUAGAAUCAGUGAAUCUAAAAUACUAAAAUAUUAAUGAGAACCAA